Cladophialophora immunda is the source of this 864-nucleotide messenger RNA. RefSeq lists its product as uncharacterized. The record is from RefSeq and is a predicted model, not a curated record. The coding region runs from base 1 to 864 and encodes 287 amino acids. Lineage: Eukaryota; Fungi; Ascomycota; Eurotiomycetes; Chaetothyriales; Herpotrichiellaceae. The transcript is spliced from 8 exons.
AUGUCUUAUAACGAUGACGACCGACGCGGUGGUGGCUAUGGUGACGAUAGCUACGGCUCUAGCGGACGUCAAGGAGGCGGCUAUGGCGACGACAGCUAUGGUUCGUCCGGGCGCGGUGACGGUGAUAGCUACGGUCGAAAGACUGGUGGCGGUCUAGGGACUGAUGACACCUACGGCGACUCCACUGCUACUGGCGGCAGAAGCACUGGCCGGGACAACGAAUUCGGCAUGGGCAGUGGCAGGACUGGCACACAAGACGCCGGUGGCUUUGGCGCAAGCGAUGAUACCUACAGCUCCGGGACCCGUGAUACCUCUGGAGGUUAUGGAGGUAGUGGCCGCACCGGCGGUGGUCUAGGGACCGAUGACACCUAUGGAGAUUCCACAACCACUGGUGGCCGAAGCACUGGCCGUGACAAUGAAUAUGGCUUGGGGAGUGGCAGGACCGAAGCUCAAUCAUCUGGCGGCUUCGGUGCAAGCGACGACACUUAUCGCUCCAAUACCGGUGGCGGCGGCCGUGGCUACGGAGAUGAUAGCAUUGGCCGUCGCGGAGACGAUUUCAGCUCUUCGGGUGGAACUUCAGGUGGACUCGGCACCGAUGAUACUUAUGGCGACGCAACCCGAACCGGAGGCACUUCUUCAGGCCGUGACAAUGAUUACGGAAUGGGCUCCGGCCGCACCCAGGAUCAAGAGCGCGGCGGCUUCGGCGGCAGCAGCGGCGGCGGCUACGAUGAUGAUAGCUCAAGUGGCAAGAAAGACUCUACCGUGGGCAAAAUGAUGGAGAAGGCGGGCAGCAUGUUCGGAAGCAACAAGCUGGAGGAACGAGGUGCGGAGAAGAGACGUGGUGCAGGAAAUGAUGACUACUGA